ACUCCGCUCCUUCCAGUGAUGGCCAUGGUUUAGUUGGCCGGUUCCAUGUCUCAUGCUAUAUGCCUCUGUCCCUCGAUCAUCCGAUUCGAUCUCUUUUUCCCUAUUAUAAGCACAAGUAUAUUGAUCUUUCCCAAAACAGCAAAUUAAGAUUUCCGACCGUCGCCGGAACCCGAUAACACCAUGUCACGGCCAAGGUUGGAAGGCAAGGUGGCCAUCAUCACCGGAGGGGCCAGCGGCAUCGGCGAGGCCACCGCGAGGCUCUUCGCCUCCGAGGGCGCCCUCGUCAUCAUCGCCGAUAUCCAGGACGAGCUCGGCCGCGCCGUCGCCGCCUCCAUCGGCCUCGACCGCUGCGCCUACCGCCACUGCGACGUCCGCGACGAGAAGCAGCUGGAGGCGGCGGUGGACUUCGCCGUCCGGACCCACGGCCGGCUGGACGUCCUCUUCAGCAACGCGGGGAAGGUAGGCCCCGUGGGACCCAUCCUGGAGGCGAGCCUGGAGGUGUGGGACGACGUCAUGGCCGUCAACGCGCGGGGAGCGGCUGCGGCCGUCAAGCACGCGGCGCGCGCGAUGGUGGCGCGCGGGACGCGGGGGUCCAUCGUCUGCACCGCGAGCGUGGCGGCGAGCCGUGGGGGAGCCGGGGUGGCGGCCUACGUGGCGUCGAAGCACGCCGUGCUGGGGCUGGUGCGCGCGGCCGCGGUGGAGCUCGGGGAGCACGGCAUCCGGGUGAACUGCGUGUCCCCCUCGGCCGUGGCCACGCCCCUCGCGUGCGAGCACCUCGGUGGGAGCCCGAGCAAGGUGGAGGAGUACGGCGAGGCCCUGUCCAGGCUGAAGGGGGUGGUGCUCAAGACGAGCCACAUCGCGGAGGCCGCGCUGUUCCUGGCGUCGGAUGAGUCGGAAUUCAUCACCGGGCACGAUUUGGUGGUGGACGGAGGGCGGACAGUCGUCGGUCAGAACACGCGCACCUUCCUCAAGAAAUAGUCGUCUUGCUGUAAGGUGGCCAAGCUUUCUCGUCUGGUUGGAGAUCCGGCUUUCGGGUCCUAGUGCUAUGUCUGCAGUGUGAAGCCUAACCCUUGCUAUCCAGCUGAAUAACACCUGUUUGUUUCUUUCACCCAUUCAAAUCAGAGAGAUUCAUUUGGCCGUGUGUGCUGCUGUUGGAUCUGUACAAAAGCCAUGAACGAUGAUAACUAACAACGUAAUUUCUGCUGAUUA
Molecule: messenger RNA, 1209 nt
Organism: Phoenix dactylifera (date palm)
Lineage: Eukaryota; Viridiplantae; Streptophyta; Magnoliopsida; Arecales; Arecaceae
Product: short-chain dehydrogenase reductase 4-like
Molecular function (GO): oxidoreductase activity
Source: RefSeq, a predicted model, not a curated record